AUGCCGGCCCUCUGCCGCAGCGCCGCCGCCUACGACUCGCUGCCGCGCGGCGCUCGCGGGCCCAAUGCCGCCGUGCACCGUCUGCGAGUCUCCUCGGGCGCCGCUUUCCGCGACUCAGAGGAGUUCGGCAGUCCCAGCGGCAGCACCGCCGCCCUCGUCGCCGCCGCCAAGGACAACGCGCCUUCGGGGCGUCGUCGCCGCACACACAGCGCCGCGCCGGGCGGUGCUGCUGCCGCACUCCUCUCGCCACGCAGUCGCCGUGCUCGCAAGGACGUGCAGCUGCCGCUCGCCAGCUCGGGCCCUAGCGACGGCUGGGACAGCUCGGCGUCCGACGAGCGCGACGCCGAGGCGCAGCUGCUUCGCGGCGUCAGCAGUGCGCCGUCGAGCCCCGUCAAGGGCGCGGCUCCUCACAGUCGCUCAAUCGGCGCUCCGCUAAGCCCAAGGUCGCAGGAGAGGGGCGCUGCACGAGGAAUUGGCAGCCCGGGUAGCCCGGUCCCGGCGCGGAAGAGAAUCGUGGACAAGCGCGUCAUCGGCCUGCCCACCAACUUUCAGCACACUGGACAUAUCGGAGCCGCUUCAUACGGUACGGCAGUGUCGCAAGCGAGCGCUGCCGCGCUUCAGGCACAGCUGUCCGAGGUGGCGGCAGCGCUGUCCAUGGACCUUGGGCCGAUGAGCACUCCUGCCUCGCGCGUCACGACCGCAUCUCUGCCUGCCGCACCGCCUGCGCCGCCGACCAAGGAGACCUCGCUCGAGACGGCCGCUACGCCGCUCGCCGCUGUGGACGAGACGCUCGCCGAGCCCACGACGCCUUUCACACCCACCGUCGAGCACUACUCGGCGCCCACUACGCCCUUCACACCGACUGUCGAGCAGCCUGUUUCUCCCGCUCUGCUCUCGCCCGCCGAGAUCGACGAGCAGGACGCUGGCGACACGACGCUGACGGCGCCUGAUGUGGCCUCGCCUACGCGCUCCAGCGCAUCCUCUGCGCACGCUCGCACUCCGAGCGACGAGACGCCCUCCAUUCGUGCGGUGGUGCGGCGCUCGUCUGAGGACGAGGAGCUUGCGGACGACUUUGCGCCAGCUUUUCAGAGCAGCUACACGCCAGCUGCGUCAUUCCCGCAGACCUCCGCGCCCUCCAGCCCGCGCAUGGUCGUCUCGCCUGCGUCGCCGGUGCGCCGCAAGGUCCCAUCAACGAUGGGCCCAUCUUCUUCCGUCACGCCUAGCGCCUUUGGCUCGCCCUCGCGCUCCUCCGCCGCGCCGCCGGCCGUGCCGAGCACAGGCGGCUUCGGCCGUGCCAAGCGCAAGCCCGUGCCUGCGGCGCUCGCUGGCAUUCUGGCAGACCCGGCCGAGCUGGCAAGCGCGGGCCACAGCACGGACGACGACGUGCCGCUCAGUCCCGAAGCAGACCUGUCUCGCAAUGCGAGCGUCCUGGGCGACCUGCCGAGUCGCUUCGGCGCCGCUGGAGGUGCAGCGGCCAAGAACGGCAGCUGGGCCGCGCGAGGCAGCACGCGCGAGAAGCUCAACCCUCUCGAGCGUGCGCGCAUCGCCGCGGCCAAGCUGGAGGAGGCGCAGCGGCUUCUAGUCGAGGGCACCGGCGAGCCGGCCGCUGAUGCCGAAGCACCGGCACCGCCGGGCAAGGACGAGCCAAUCCGCGCGCCGACGCUGGCGCAGCAGGCAGCCUCGAUCCGCCUCAACGGCAAGCGCAUGGUGCAGGGCCCGACGGGCGCGUACAUCACCGACACGGCAAAUGGCCGCUGGAACACGGCACUGGACGAGAUCACGCGUGCGCUCGCAGCUGCUGGCAUGGACCCCAACGAGCCGGCGCAGGACGACGAGGAGAGCAUGCGUGAGGCUAUGCGCCAGGCUGAUGCUGUGCUGGGCCGCCUGGGCCACGAUGUAUGA
Messenger RNA from Tilletiopsis washingtonensis, 1902 nucleotides. RefSeq lists its product as hypothetical. The transcript is spliced from 2 exons. The coding region runs from base 1 to 1902 and encodes 633 amino acids. Lineage: Eukaryota; Fungi; Basidiomycota; Exobasidiomycetes; Entylomatales. The record is from RefSeq and is a predicted model, not a curated record.